Messenger RNA from Biomphalaria glabrata, 3178 nucleotides. Its product is annotated as bile acid-CoA:amino acid N-acyltransferase-like. The record is from RefSeq and is a predicted model, not a curated record. Gene Ontology annotation, molecular function: fatty acyl-CoA hydrolase activity. NCBI's taxonomy places the organism in Eukaryota, Metazoa, Mollusca, Gastropoda, Planorbidae. The transcript is spliced from 9 exons. The coding region runs from base 25 to 1350 and encodes 441 amino acids. Gene Ontology annotation, biological process: fatty acid metabolic process; acyl-CoA metabolic process.
GUGUGCUGCGGCUUCUUCAAGAACAUGCUUUCAAGACAGGCAAUCCAUCGCCUCGUUACAAUAAGCAGGCAUGUUCAAUUAACUAGUCAGCGAUGUUCAAGUAGUCUGCUACCUGUCAAGUUAAAAAUCUCCAAGACCCGAGCGCUGGUAGAUGAAAAAGUCCAAAUCCAAGUAAGCAAGUUAAGCGAUGGACAGAAGAUUACUUUACAAGCUUAUAUGACAGAAGGGGACAAACAAUUUGGAGCAUGUGGUCAGUAUAUUGCUGACCAGACAGGAUGUGUGGAUACUUACAAAGAUGUAUCUUAUGGUGGAACAUUUGAAGGUUUGGAACCAAUGGGUUUGUUCUGGAGUAUGAAGACAACUCCUGGAGUCAAACAAGGCAGGCUAAUAAAGGGAGAUGUUAUGUCCCCUUAUAAUGUGACCAUAGCAGUGCAUGAUGGCUUUAAGGAAUUUGAUUCUCUCCCUUGGUCAGACUCAUCCUCUAGCCUGGCCUCAUGUCAUCUAGAACGUUACUAUGCAGCACCAGGUGUUCAAAGAUUUCCUCUUGCUGAGAAUGGGCUCUACGGAACACUUUUAACACCACCAGGUGAUGGACCAUUCCCGGCCAUCAUUCAUUUCUUUGGCUUGGGAGGUGGCAUCUUAGAAUUCAGAGCUGCCCUUCUGGCAUCACAUGGCUUUGCAACUUUGGCUGUUGGUUAUGUUGGCCUUCCUGGUCUUCCGAGAAAUGAACUUGAACUGGACUUCAAUUAUUUCUUGAAAAUCUUUGACUGGCUGGCUCAACACCCCAAAGUAGACAACAAAAAUAUUGGUGGAGUAGGGACGUGUGUUGGAUCUGGUUAUCUUCAAUUUAUUACAUCUAUGAGGCCUGCAAUGAAGUGCAUUGCCACUGUCAAUACUCCAGGAAUGCUUAUCGGAACGGAGCAGAUAGUUGAAGGGGAACUCAUCCAAGCAGGAAAAUUCAAAUUUGAUCGCAUCACUAAAGUGAAUGACCAAAUUUCUUUCAGGAACAUGUUUUCAGCUAAUGAAGAAAUUCCAGUUUGUCCAAGUUGGCGACAUGGUGCUAAAAUGCUAGCUAUACAAGGUCUAGAUGACCAGUGUGUCAAUCCAGCAUUAGUUGAAAAGUUUAAAGAAAAGAUUCCACCAGAGUUUAUAAAUAAUUUUACGUUCAUUGCAUACCCAGGAGCUGGGCACUUGAUAGAACCACCCUAUGCGCCUCGAUGUGGGACAAGCUACAAUAAAAUAUUUAAAAUGAACAUGUUAUGGGGAGGUAGCGACAAGCAACACAGUCAAGCACAAGAAGAUGCAUGGCCGAAAAUUCUACAGUUUUUUAAUCAACAUUUACAAAAGUGAUAAUUUAUUAUUUGUAGCUUUGGAAAUCGCUGGACGUUUAUUAAAAUGUUCUUUCAUCCUGAACAUUUUCCCCCAAAUUAUACAUAUAUAUGUUUAUUUCAACACAUUUUAUGAAUGUAUUUCACAUUCUUUACAAAAAAUGUAUUAAACCCUAGCUGUUGCCAGGGGCGUAGCUAGGAAUUUUCUAUCAUCUGGGGGACCGGGGGGCUUGACCUAAGACUAAAACUGCUUUAUUGAUCCUUAUGGAAAUUUGUUGUGAUUACAAGAACUCUUUUCUCAUAUAAAAUUGAGAAAAAGUGUCCAGUAUAAUCAGGUCGCCUAUAUUUUGUGUACUAUUUAAUGUAAAAAAACACUCAUUUGGUGGCUCCCUCAAGUGGGGGCCCGGGGGAAUCCUCUCCAUCCCCCCACCCUAGCUGCCCCACUAGUUAGUGCUGUGAAAUAGAAAUUAAAACCUGUGGUAAUGCAUUGGUUUUCCUUGUUAAGCACUCCAUCAACAUUCUAAACUUUCUAAUGUGUCAGAGCUUGAGGUUUAAGAAUGUUUCAUAUUUGUGUCUAAGUCUACUAUGGUUCUAGUUAUUUUUGAUGAAAGCUGUGGUUGAGUGUUUUAUACAUUUUUAUGUUAAGACUUGUUAUUUGUGUGACUCUUGCCAUUCUUUUUAGUUUUUCUGCGGUUAAGAUAUUCCUGAUUCCAUUUAGUGGCUGCAUGUUCCUGUCAUUGUACAAAUUAUAGGUGCUCAAAUCCGCUGGUUGCAAUGUUAAUAUUUAAUGUAGUUUUAUAAAUGCCAUAUAGCCACCUGGUUGUGUGAUAUGCACUCUGGACUGUUGUUGUGAUUGUCUCAUGUUUAAACUGUGCCACUGCUGUCCCACUGGAGGUUUGGGCCAGAAUCUAAUAACCUUCAAUUCUGAAGGAACAUCCAAUACAUGUGAAACAAAACAAAUUUAAGUGCCAUGUUGUAUAAAUGUAUUUAUAUCAUGCUAAUUAGAAUAUGAAAUGCAUGAGAUGCCAAAUGCCAUUUUUGAAUAAGUCAUUGUGGAAAAUGUUUACUAUUAAAUGUUGGUGAUUAUUUUCAAUUUAUUUAAUGCAGAUAUUGAAUAAUGAAACAUAUUCAAGUAUUUUAAUCAUCCUAAUGUUUCUCAGAAGUUUUUAAUGUGACCUGUUAAAAGUAAAACUGCAUAACAAUUUACUUCAAUAACUCAUUUCUAGAUUUCUCUUGAGUCUCAAGUAUCAUCAUACAUACCAUGUUAUUUUACUUUGAAAUAUUCUACACAUAUUAAAAAAAAACUUUUAAACCAAUUUGUUAUUUAUUAUAAAAAAAUGUGAUUUUCAAAAGUGCCAUAUUGUUAUUGUGUUAUAUUUUUGGAAGUGCCAUAUUGUACAUGUAGAUUUUUACACUUAUGAAAACUAUGAGUUUAAUGCAGGCUAUAUGAAGACUUAUCAGACUAAUCAUGUAAUAUUGGGUAAUUUAAACUAAAUGUGAUGCAGGCUACAUUUAAAAUAUGAAUAACAUGUAGUGUGAAGACUAUGUAUGUAAUAUUGGCUACAUUUAAACUAUGAAUGUAAUGUAUGAUACUUUAAAACUCUGAAUGUGAUGCAGGCUACAUUUAAAAUAUAAAUGUAGUUUAUUGUAAGCAUCAGACUUUGAUGUAAGCCUGUAACUAAAAACACAAAUUCUUGUAAAAAGAAAUAAAAACAAUAGCUUAAUGCACCCCAAAUGCAGAUAUUAGUCUGAUACAGCAGUUAGCUGUGACUUUAUUCUAGAAAUUUAAGGUCAACAGAAAAUUACAUAUUAAUCACAUGUUUAUUAAUAAUGCACCAAUCAGAUAUUGA